AUGACGACGACGACACCACCAACAACUUCUUGUUGUUGUUCGCAUUCUUCGAGAAGGACGUUGUCGUUAAAAAAGAAUUCCUCGUCGUCUUUGUUUUUUAGCAGAAGGACUGUUGCGACGACGGCUGCUCGCACUCCUAAUCGUCGAAAAGACAUCGUAACGGCUUCUUCUUCGUCGUCGUCUUUGUCAAAGUCGUCGUUUCAUCGUCGUCAGAGGAAAGAAGAAGAAGACAACAACAAUAACAAAGAAAAAAGAAGAGGCGAUUUACUCCCGCGAAAUGCGGCGACGUACGGGGAAGAGCCGCCGCAACAACCGUCGCAAUUUCGCGACAGGAAAUCAGGAGGCGGCGGCAGAGGAGGCAGAGGACGAGGUUCGAACGGCAGAGGAGGCGGGAGAACGAGCGAGAACAAAGGAGGACGAGGAGGACGAGGAGGACGAGGAGGACGAGGACGAGGAAGAGGCGUAAGGAAAUCUUCGGACGGGAAGUCGCAUCUCGGGUCGUCGUUGGAGUACGUCGAGGACAAAGCGUUCCCGAGCGUGUACGACGAAAAGCCGAGAGGAGGAGGAGGAGGCGCGUCGUCGCAAGGAGAGUAUAACGAUGAUUUAAUCGACGAUCCACCGAUUAAAAUUUUACCGUUAGGAGGGUUAGGCGAGAUUGGUAUGAAUUGUAUGCUCGUGGGCGUGAACGAUAGGUACAUUUUGUUGGACGCCGGGUUGAUGUUUCCGGACCACGAGGAGCUCGGGAUACAAAAAGUGUUACCGGACGUCAGUUUUUUGAAAAGAUGGAGAGAUAAGAUUGAAGCGGUAGUGAUUACGCACGGACACGAAGAUCACAUCGGGGCGUUGCCGUGGGCGAUCCCUGCGCUCGAUCCGAACACGCCGGUAUACGCGGGUAUUUUCACCAUGCAACUCGUCUCCCGACGCAUGCAAGAGUUUAACCUUUGGAAUCCGGACCGGUUUAAAGUUAUGGAAAUGGGCCAACGGUUCAUGGCGGGACCGUUCGAGAUUGAAGCGGUGAGAGUGACGCACUCGAUCCCGGAUUGUUGCGGGUUGAUUUUUAGGAGCGAACACGGGACGAUUGUUCACACCGGAGAUUGGAAAAUUGACGAGGAUCCCGUGGAUAAUCAAAUCUUCGAUCGAACGGCGUGGGAACAAGUCGGGAAGGAAGGGGUGACGCUGAUGAUGUCAGAUUCGACGAACGUUUUGUCCCCGGGAAGGACGACGUCAGAGUCUGAGGUGAGGGAAGCGAUCAUGCAAAAAGUGGUUGGACAUAAAGGACGGAUUAUAUCGACCCAGUUCGCGUCAAAUAUACAUCGAUUGUACGGUAUUCGCGACGCCGCGCAAGCGACGGGGAGAUCUAUCGCGUUUGUUGGACAAUCUUUGAAUACGUAUUUGGAAGCGGCCAAGAAAGCUGGAAUGGCACCGUUCGAUCCAGAAAAGCUCGUUCCUGCCGAAGAUAUCGAUUCGUACGACCCGUCGAAGCUGUUAAUUGUAACCACCGGGUCGCAAGGUGAACCAAACGCUCAGUUGGCUCGCGCCGCGUGCGGCGCCUCCCCGUUACUCACCUUACGAAAAGAAGAUUUGUUAUUGUACUCGGCAAAAAUGAUUCCCGGCAACGAGAAAAAAGUCAUGCGAAUGAUGAAUUCAAUAGCGAAAAUCGGCCCAACCAUCACCAUGAAACGCGACGACGGAUUACACUCCUCCGGUCACGCGCAUCGGGAAGAGUUGGACGAAGUUUUGAAGCUCAUCAAACCGGAACACUUCUUACCGGUUCACGGAGAAUACGCGUUUUUGAAAGAACACGAACGGUUAGCCAGAGAAACCGGGGUUGUUCACACCUCAGUCAUAGGAAACGGAACCUUACUCGGGGUCACGCCUUUGAAGAAUAAGAAAGCGCACGGCACGUUGGGCAAUUUCCAUCGAAUCGGAUCGGCUCGAUUACAAACGAUGUUCAACGAUGGUGGGAAAGGCUCGGGUACCGCGGAAGAUUUAGCCAUCGAAGAAAGAAUGCGAAUUGCUACCGAAGGCGUCGUCGUGGUUGAUUUUGAAGUCAUAGAAACCGCUGGACACGCGAUGGACUCGAGAGCGCGAGUCACGAGCCGAGGAAUGUGGACCGAUAAUGGACGCCUCUUGCGACACUUGAAAGAAGCCGCGGUGAACAGUUGCGCCGGGAUGAAUUACGACUCAAAACUCGCCGCGGUGGAAAGAACCGUCGCUCGGGCCAUCCGCUACGCCUGUCGCUCCUACUGCAACAAAAAGCCAGACGUCAUCGUCGUCGCGCAUCGCUUGGCCUUGAAGAAAGGCAAUGGCAAAGGAAUAUCAUCUCCAUCGAGCGACGACGAUUCAGACGACGACGAUGAAGAUGACGACGAGGAAUCGAGCGGGUUCUCGGACGAAGACGAACCUUUAAAAGAGGAGGAAGAGGAGGAGCAAAAACGGUACCGCAGACGCGUCAGUCGUCCGGAAGGCGUGCGACCUUUGCGAGGCGAUUACAAAGGUCCCGGUGCGGGAGGAAUUGGUCGAGAAAGGUACAGAGAUAGCGGGUACGAUUAA
Bathycoccus prasinos is the source of this 2553-nucleotide messenger RNA. RefSeq lists its product with no specific name. The record is from RefSeq and is a predicted model, not a curated record. The coding region runs from base 1 to 2553 and encodes 850 amino acids. NCBI's taxonomy places the organism in Eukaryota, Viridiplantae, Chlorophyta, Mamiellophyceae, Mamiellales, Bathycoccaceae. The transcript has a single exon.